Molecule: messenger RNA, 2021 nt
Organism: Paramisgurnus dabryanus
Lineage: Eukaryota; Metazoa; Chordata; Actinopteri; Cypriniformes; Cobitidae
Gene: hmbsa
Product: hydroxymethylbilane synthase a
Biological process (GO): heme biosynthetic process
Cellular component (GO): cytoplasm
Molecular function (GO): hydroxymethylbilane synthase activity
Source: RefSeq, a predicted model, not a curated record
CUGUCAGACGGAAGUGUCGAUCCCGUCUGGGUCAUUCGGUAGAAAUGGAGUCACGCGCAGAGGCUUUGGGAACAGUAAGCGUUUAGAAGUCAGAAGUCACUCGAAACAAUCGCUUGAAUGACUGAAAACUAUCGAUACAUUUACGGAAACUUUAGAGACUGCAGAUUGCUCCAAUUUCUUUGUGGAAAUGACUGAGAAGAACAUUAGUAUCUCUCAAGAAGGAAAUGGCAAAGUUGGUCGGGUCAUUCGGAUGGGAACAAGAAAAAGCCAGCUGGCUCGCAUCCAAACAGACAGUGUGGCCUUCACACUAAAAGAGAUUUAUCCGGAUGUUCAUCUUGAAAUAGUUGCCAUGUCCACAAUUGGGGACAAAAUCUUGGACACUGCAUUAUCAAAGAUCGGUGAAAAAAGCCUCUUUACCAAGGAACUAGAGAAUGCCCUUGAGAAAAAUGAAGUGGAUAUUGUGGUGCACUCUCUAAAGGACUUACCUACCUCAUUGCCCCCUGGAUUUACUAUCGGAGCCAUUCUUCAGCGUGAAAAUCCCCAUGAUGCAGUGGUGCUUCAUCCAAAGAAUGCUGGACUUACACUGGACAGCUUGCCAGAAAAAAGUGUGAUUGGCACAAGUUCGCUUCGCAGGGCAGCUCAACUGAAGAGAAGAUUCCCUCAACUGGAGUUUGAAAAUAUUAGGGGAAAUCUAAACACUCGUCUAAAGAAGCUAGAUGAAAAGGAUGAUUAUGCUGCCAUUAUUCUGGCUGCGGCAGGCCUUAAACGCAUGGGCUGGGAAAGCCGAAUCAGUCAGAUUCUGGGACCUGAAGAUUGCAUGUAUGCAGUUGGUCAGGGAGCAUUGGCAGUGGAAGUCCGAGCACAAGAUAAAGACAUUUUGGAAAUGGUGUCUGUCCUGCAUCAUCCAGACACAGUGCUACGCUGUAUCUCAGAGAGAGCCUUCCUUAAGCAGCUGGAAGGAGGCUGCAGUGUGCCUGUGGCUGUUCAUACAGAAGUAAAGGGGUCUAUGUUGUAUUUGACUGGGGCUGUCUGUAGUUUGGAUGGAGCUGACUGCUUGAAGGACACUAUGAAGAUAAGUGUGGAACUAGACAACAAAGUGAACGAGAGUGCACGGGAGUGUGCACACGUUGGAGUUACUGCCACCAAUGUAUCUUCGAAUGCCCUUGAAGCUGCAGAGAAACUAGGUGUAGACCUGGCAAAUGUACUUCUUGAUAAGGGUGCCAAAGACAUUCUUACAACAGCCAGAAAACUGAAUGAUGCUAAAUAACAUUUUAGUUGCACUGGAGUGUCUAAACUUUGUUUAGGAACUUUUGACAUGGUGUUACUUUAAAAAGCAGUACACUUAAUAGUGUGCUCCAUAGCUACGUUUUCAUGGUCUAAAGAGAAUGUAUCAGUUUAUCUAGGAAGUCACUUUAGUGUACCUUAGUGCCUUUAUAUAACAAUGUUUUGCCAUCAUUCCCUUGGCAGCUAAAUCACACAAAAGAAACAGAUGUUGUUUAUCAAUUUUGAUGACUUCUCUCAGGCACACAUUUCUUUUAAUGAAAAUCUUCUUUAUAGUUUCCAAAUCAUGCUAGUGCAGAUGAAAUUGAGAGUCAAAAUGGCUACCGUUUACGGUUGCCUUUAAGAUUUUAAAAUGGGUAGCUUUGAACACUGUUCAGCCCAGAAAAUAUUUGUAGAUUCCUCAGGACAUGACGCAAAGACUUCAGUUUAAUGUGCUGGAUUUCAUUUUAUGUAAAUGCCGAAAUGGUGCUAUUCAUUUUCUUGAGAAUUCAAGACUUUGUGACACCCAAAAUCUUUAAGUGAGCAGCCUAAGAAAUUUGGGCAAGCAAUUCAUGUGACCAAGACAACCAGUUAGGUUGUAUACUCAUCAUAUUUGUUCAGUAAAUCAAAGAAAAGGCGUUUAUCACAAGUGCCUCUACUAAGCUAAUAAACCAACCAUGGCCAAACGCGCCAUAACCAGCAACGUUGAUGUUCUCUGUAAAGCUGUAUUUCAGUGACUUGUGAUUAAAGAAAACUAACUA